Molecule: messenger RNA, 2444 nt
Organism: Tripterygium wilfordii
Lineage: Eukaryota; Viridiplantae; Streptophyta; Magnoliopsida; Celastrales; Celastraceae
Product: U-box domain-containing protein 30-like
Exons: 1
Coding region: 468-1796 (442 amino acids)
Biological process (GO): protein ubiquitination
Molecular function (GO): ubiquitin protein ligase activity
Source: RefSeq, a predicted model, not a curated record
AAUUUUAAUUUUUAUAGAAAGAACUUUUUAGAGUCAAUUUUGAUUGCUCUCUUCUAUGUUGUUGGCUUUCUUUCCUGAUACGGGACUCGUGAUUUCAAUUCCCUUUUUUCUGUUGAAGCAUGAAGGGGAAGGUUGAGUGAGUGAGGAUACUGACUUUGGUAUUAGAGAAGAAGAUUACAUUUCCCCAUCAUGACUUUGAUGAUGAAGAGUGAUCACUCUGUUUGACCAGAAACAAAGAAAGAGAUUGAUAAAGCAAAUAAUGGAGAAAAAUUGUCCCCUUUGAUACUGAAAGAAAGAUAGAUAGUGAAAGAAAGAAGAAGUGCUCUAUUUCCUUCUCUUAUUACUAUCUCUUUCAUUCUCCUUCUCUCUCCCGCACGCUUCUUCUUGUCCUCGUGUUUGUGAUGUGUCUCUGAGAUUUGAGUGGUCUUUGUGAGCCAGUUCUCUCGUUUGCGUGUGGGUAUUCCAAAAUGCCGAUGUACCAGCCAGAUCUCGAUGUGGGUGGUGGUGCGCAGGUGCUAGAUCUGGAAACUGCGGUGAAGGAUGGCAUUUUGGGCGGCGGCGGUGGCGCAAUAUGUGGUGGGAGUGUUCAGAAACUGGAUCUGAAGAAGAUGAUAGAAGAGCUUGAACCGAUUGAUGUGCCUUCCUUGUUUAUUUGCCCAAUCUCAUUGGAGCCAAUGCUGGACCCAGUGACCCUUUGUACUGGCCAGACAUAUGAGAGAUCCAACAUUCUCAAAUGGUUUUCUCUAGCUCACUGUACUUGCCCUACAACAAUGCAGGAGCUCUGGGAUGAUUCAAUAACGCCAAACAAGACUCUCCAGCAACUGAUAUAUAGCUGGUUCUCGCAGAAGUAUCUAGCAAUGAAGAAGAGAUCGGAGGAUGUGCAAGGCAGGGCCAUGGAGCUUUUGGAGUCCUUAAAGAAAGUCAAGGGCCAAGCCAGAGUUCAAGCUCUUAAAGAGCUUAGACAGGUUGUCACUGCGCAUACUACUGCAAGAAAGACGGUAAUGGGUAAUGGUGGCGUUGGUUUAAUUUGUUCUUUGUUGGGUAAUUUCACUAUGCAUUCUGUUGGGUCGGAGGCAAUUGGGAUUCUUGUCAAUUUGGAUCUUGAUUCUGAAUCGAGGUUGAAUUUGAUGCAACCCCAGAAGAUUUCCUUGAUGGUUGAUAUGUUGAAUGAGGGAUCAAUUGAGACAAAAAUCAAUUGCACUGGAUUGAUUGGGAUGUUAAUAAAAGGCAAGGAUUCUGAGGCACAGAAUGUGUCAAGCUUGAGUCUUUUGGUUGGGUUAAUGAAGUUAGUUAGGAAUAAGAAACACCAGAAUGGUGUUUCAGCUGGACUAGAGUUGUUGAAGACAAUUUGUUCACAUGAACCAUCAGUUGGGAGCUUGAUUGUAAGCAUAGGUGUGGUUCCUCAAUUGGUAGAGCUAUUACCAAAUUUGAAUAAUGAGUGUUUGGAGUUAGCCCUGUAUAUUCUGGAGGUCCUUUCAACCCUUCCAGAGGGUAGACUGGCAUUGAAAGAUUGUCCUAACACAAUAACUAAUAUGAUGAAGUUGCUGAUGGGAGUUACAGAGAGCUGCACUCAGUCUGCCUUGUCGAUAUUGUUGGGUGUCUGCAAGCUUGCCCCAGAAGAAUGUGCUUCAUUACUGGUCGAGGCUGGUCUGGCGGCAAAUCUACUUCUUGUAAUACAAAGUGGUUGCAGUCCUGUAUUGAAGCAGCAGUCGGUGGAACUCUUGAAGUUGUGUACUUUAAACUGCGCUGGUACUAUCUUCAUAUCGAAAUGUGAGCUUACGAGAACGAUACAAUGAAGUAAAAUGGAAAUCCUGUGGAUGUGAUGUGAAUAUGUGAUACAACCUUGAAUUCCUUUGCCCCCGCUGGGAAGGGCAUGAGACUAUGAGAGGGCUCCUCGGGUUUGACGGGAUUUGAGAUGGAGCAAGGACAUUGGGUUUCUGAGGUAUGUUCAUGUAUAGUGUUAGUGUACACUAAUCAAGGACCUUUUGUUCAGUCAACUGGUUUCAUUUGAAGAAGCUCUAUGAUGAGAAAUUAGAAACAAAUAUGCAAGCUAUUUGCAUAUUGCAUAUGAAUCAACCUGCAUUAUUUUUUUCGAGCUGCUUGUCAUUCUUAAAUUGAAGUUGUGAUUCAUAUGACUCCCCGUCUGGUUUUUAUAGCGAGCAAUGCUAUUUGGGUGGUGAUAAUACAGCGAUGGGGCAUGGAAAGGAAGUUUUCGUCGGAUGCUUUAGAAAUUGUAAUUUGUAGUGCAUUCUAGUUGGUUCCCCUCUUCCAUUGAUACCUUAGCUUUCAGUCCUUUUUGUAAUUUUUUCCUGAGUUGAGCAUUGCAGAGUAUGUAGAGCUUCUGAACUUUGAAUAUUCAAUCGUGUACAACGACCAUCCAUUGUAUUUUCAUACAUUUCUCAGCUAAUUCAAUAUAUCAAUUUCAAGUUUAGAACUAUUUUCCA